Molecule: messenger RNA, 520 nt
Organism: Sitodiplosis mosellana (orange wheat blossom midge)
Lineage: Eukaryota; Metazoa; Arthropoda; Insecta; Diptera; Cecidomyiidae
Gene: mRpS21
Product: 28S ribosomal protein S21, mitochondrial
Exons: 2
Coding region: 169-432 (87 amino acids)
Biological process (GO): translation
Cellular component (GO): ribosome
Molecular function (GO): structural constituent of ribosome
Source: RefSeq, a predicted model, not a curated record
AAAUUCCGCUACAUUCAACUGCUGAAUUGGCUGAAUUGUCACAUGAUGCCGAUGCGUGAGUGUGACACGUGAGCACGACUUUGACAUAUCGAGCAGACAAUGUCAAAAUUCAUAUGUGCUGCGAUUCGGUGGUGUGUGAGAAAAAGUUUCAACAAAUUCUAAUCCAAGAUGAGACACGCCAAAUUCAUUGCACGCACGGUUCUGGUGAAGGACAACAAUGUGGAUCAAGCGGUCGGUAUAUUGAAUCGAAUGUUGAGCCGUGAAGGAAUUUUGGAUCAAUAUCGACGCAUGGAAUUUUAUGAGAAGCCAUGCCAAGUUCGACGACGCAUCAAUUAUGAACGUUGUAAGGCAUUUUACAACGAAGACAUGUCACGAAAAAUUCAAUUCGUUCUGAGAAAGAAUAGAGUUGAUCCAUUCCCUGGAUCCAGCUGAAUAAUACCGAUUUUUGUUACAACAAGUAGUUUCACCACAGAAUAAAAAGAAAUUAUAUAAUAAAAAAUUGUAUAGUUUAACGCAAUAA